AUGGGGCGCAGAAAGUCAAAACGGAAGCCGCCCCCCAAGAAGAAGAUGACAGGCACCCUGGAGACCCAGUUCACCUGCCCCUUCUGCAACCACGAGAAGUCCUGUGACGUGAAAAUGGACCGAGCCCGAAACACCGGAGUCAUCUCUUGUACCGUGUGCCUAGAGGAAUUCCAGACGCCCAUCACUUAUCUGUCAGAACCAGUGGACGUGUACAGCGAUUGGAUAGACGCCUGCGAGGCUGCCAAUCAAUAG
This is a messenger RNA of Rangifer tarandus platyrhynchus (Svalbard reindeer), 252 nucleotides long. The record is from the annotation of a GenBank genome assembly. NCBI's taxonomy places the organism in Eukaryota, Metazoa, Chordata, Mammalia, Artiodactyla, Cervidae.